Messenger RNA from Gorilla gorilla gorilla (western lowland gorilla), 13911 nucleotides. Its product is annotated as polycystin-1-like. Gene Ontology annotation, molecular function: protein binding; monoatomic cation channel activity. Gene Ontology annotation, cellular component: plasma membrane. NCBI's taxonomy places the organism in Eukaryota, Metazoa, Chordata, Mammalia, Primates, Hominidae. Gene Ontology annotation, biological process: calcium ion transport. The record is from RefSeq and is a predicted model, not a curated record.
GCCGACCCCGCCUGAGCCGCGGCCGCAGCCCCAUCCAGCCCCGCGCCCGCCAUGCCAUCCGCCGACCCCGCCUGAGCCGCGGCCUCCGCGCGCGGGCGGGCCUGGGGACGGCGGGGCCAUGCGCGCGCUGCCCUAACGAUGCCGCCCGCCGCGCCCGUGCGCCUGGCGCUGGCCCUGGGCCUGGGCCUGUGGCUCGGGGCGCUGGCGGGGGGCCCCGGGUGCGGCUGCGGGCCCUGCGAGCCCCCCUGUCUCUGCGGCCCAGCGCCCGGCGCCGCCUGCCGCGUCAACUGCUCGGGCCGGGUGCGGACGCUCGGUCCCGCGCUGCGCAUCCCCGCGGACGCCACAGCGCUAGACGUCUCCCACAACCUGCUCCGGGCGCUGGACGUUGGGCUCCUGGCGAACCUCUCGGCGCUGGCAGAGCUGGAUAUAAGCAACAACAAGAUUUCUACGUUAGAGGAAGGAAUAUUUGCUAAUUUAUUUAAUUUAAGUGAAAUAAACCUGAGUGGGAACCCGUUUGAGUGUGACUGUGGCCUGGCGUGGCUGCCGCGAUGGGCGGAGGAGCAGCAGGUGCGGGUGGUGCAGCCCGAGGCAGCCACGUGUGCUGGGCCUGGCUCCCUGGCUGGCCAGCCUCUGCUUGGCAUCCCCUUGCUGGACAGUGGCUGUGGUGAGGAGUAUGUCGCCUGCCUCCCUGACAACAGCUCAGGCACCGUGGCAGCAGUGUCCUUUUCAGCUGCCCACGAAGGCCUGCUUCAGCCAGAGGCCUGCAGCGCCUUCUGCUUCUCCACCGGCCAGGGCCUCGCAGCCCUCUCGGAGCAGGGCUGGUGCCUGUGUGGGGCGGCCCAGCCCUCCAGUGCCUCCUUCGCCUGCCUGUCCCUCUGCUCCAGCCCCCCGCCGCCUCCUGCCCCCACAUGUAGGGGCCGCACCCUCCUCCAGCACGUCUUCCCUGCCUCCCCAGGGGCCGCCCUGGUGGGGCCCCACGGACCCCUGGCCUCUGGCCGGCUAGCAGCCUUCCACAUCGCUGCCCCGCUCCCUGUCACUGCCACACGCUGGGACUUCGGAGAUGGCUCCCCCGAGGUGGAUGCUGCUGGGCCGGCUGCCUCGCAUCGCUAUGUGCUGCCUGGGCGCUAUCACGUGACGGCCGUGCUGGCCCUGGGGGCCGGCUCAGCCCUGCUGGGGACGGACGUGCAGGUGGAGGCGGCACCUGCCACCCUGGAGCUCGUGUGCCCGUCCUCGGUGCAGAGUGACGAGAGCCUCGACCUCAGCAUCCGGAACCGCGGUGGUUCAGGCCUGGAGGCCGCCUACAGCAUCGUGGCCCUGGGCGAGGAGCCGGCCCGAGCGGUGCACCCGCUCUGCCCCUCGGACACGGAGAUCUUCCCUGGCAGCGGGCACUGCUACCGCCUGGUGGUGGAGAAGGCGGCCUGGCUGCAGGCGCAGGAGCAGUGUCGGGCCUGGGCUGGGGCCGCCCUGGCAAUGGUGGACAGUCCCGCCGUGCAGCGCUUCCUGGUCUCCCGGGUCACCAGGAGCCUAGACGUGUGGAUCGGCUUCUCGACUGUGCAGGGGGUGGAGGUGGGCCCAGCGCCGCAGGGCGAGGCCUUCAGCCUGGAGAGCUGCCAGAACUGGCUGCCCGGGGAGCCACACCCAGCCACAGCCGAGCACUGCGUCCGGCUCGGGCCCACCGGGUGGUGUAACACCGACCUGUGCUCAGCGCCGCACAGCUACGUCUGCGAGCUGCGGCCCGGAGGCCCAGUGCAGGAUGCCGAGAACCUCCUCGUGGGAGCGCCCAGUGGGGACCUGCAGGGACCCCUGACGCCUCUGGCACAGCAGGACGGCCUCUCAGCCCCGCACGAGCCCGUGGAGGUCAUGGUAUUCCCGGGCCUGCGUCUGAGCCGUGAAGCCUUCCUCACCACGGCCGAAUUUGGGACCCAGGAGCUCCGGCGGCCCGCCCAGCUGCGGCUGCAGGUGUACCGGCUCCUCAGCACAGCAGGGACCCCGGAGAACGGCAGCGAGCCUGAGAGCAGGUCCCCGGACAACAGGACCCAGCUGGUCCCCGCGUGCAUGCCAGGGGGACGCUGGUGCCCUGGAGCCAACAUCUGCUUGCCGCUGGACGCCUCCUGCCACCCCCAGGCCUGCGCCAAUGGCUGCACGUCAGGGCCAGGGCUACCCGGGGCCCCCUAUGCGCUAUGGAGAGAGUUCCUCUUCUCCAUUCCCGCGGGGCCCCCCCGCGCAGUACUCGGUGUCACCCUCCACGGCCAGGAUGUCCUCAUGCUCCCUGGUGACCUCGUUGGCUUGCAGCACGAUGCUGGCCCUGGCGCCCUCCUGCACUGCUCGCCGGCUCCCAGCCACCCUGGUCCCCAGGCCCCGUACCUCUCUGCCAACGCCUCGUCAUGGCUGCCCCACUUGCCAGCCCAGCUGGAGGGCACUUGGGCCUGCCCUGCCUGUGCCCUGCGGCUGCUUGCAGCCACGGAACAGCUCACCGUGCUGCUGGGCCUGAGGCCCAACCCUGUGCUGCGGCUGCCUGGGCGCUAUGAGGUCCUGGCAGAGGUGGGCAAUGGCGUGUCCAGGCACAACCUGUCCUGCAGCUUUGACGUGGUCUCCCCAGUGGCUGGGCUGCGGGUCAUCUACCCUGCCCCCCAUGACGGCCGCCUCUACGUGCCCACCAACGGCUCGGCCUUGGUGCUCCAGGUGGACUCUGGUGCCAACGCCACGGCCACGGCUCGCUGGCCCGGGGGCAGUGUCAGCGCCCGCUUUGAGAAUGCCUGCCCUGCCCUGGUGGCCACCUUCGUGCCCGGCUGCCCCUGGGAGACCAAUGAUACCCUGUUCUCAGCGGUAGCACUGCCGUGGCUCAGUGAGGGGGAGCACGUGAUGGACGUUGUGGUGGAAAACAGCGCCAGCCGGGCCAACCUCAGCCUGCGGGUGACGGCGGAGGAGCCCAUCUGUGGCCUCCGCGCCACGCCCAGCCCCGAGGCCCGUGUACUGCAGGGAGUCCUAGUGAGGUACAGCCCCGUGGUGGAGGCCGGCUCGGACAUGGUCUUCCGGUGGACCAUCAACGACAAGCAGUCCCUGACCUUCCAGAACGUGGUCUUCAAUGUCAUUUAGCAGAGCGCGGCGGUCUUCAAGCUCUCACUGACGGCCUCCAACCACGUGAGCAACGUCACUGUGAACUACAACGUCACCGUGGAGCGGAUGAACAGGAUGCAGGGCCUGCGGGUCUCCACAGUGCCGGCCGUGCUGUCCCCCAAUGCCACGCUGGCACUGACGGCGGGCGUGCUGGUGGACUCGGCCGUGGAGGUGGCCUUCCUGUGGACCUUUGGGGAUGGGGAGCAGGCCCUCCACCAGUUCCAGCCUCCGUACAACGAGUCCUUCCCGGUUCCAGACCCCUCGGUGGCCCAGGUGCUGGUGGAGCACAAUGUCACGCACACCUACGCUGCCCCAGGUGAGUACGUCCUGACCGUGCUGGCAUCUAAUCCCUUUGAGAACCGGACGCAGCAGGUGCCUGUGAGCGUGCGCGCCUCCCUGCCCUCCAUGGCUGUGGGUGUGAGUGAUGGCGUCCUGGUGGCCGGCCGGCCCAUCACCUUCUACCCGCACCCGCUGCCCUCGCCUGGGGGUGUUCUUUACACGUUGGACUUCGGGGACGGCUCCCCUGUCCUGACCCAGAGCCAUCCGGCUGCCAACCACACCUAUGCCUCGAGGGGCACCUACCACGUGCGCCUGGAGGUCAACAACACGGUGAGCGGUGCGGCGGCCCAGGCGGAUGUGCGCGUCUUUGAGGAGCUCCGCGGGCUCAGCGUGGACAUGAGCCUGGCCGUGGAGCAGGGCGCCCCCGUGGUGGUCAGCGCCGCGGUGCAGACGGGCGACAACAUCACGUGGACCUUCGAGAUGGGGGACGGCACCGUGCCGUCGGGCCCGGAGGCCACAGUGGAGCAUGUGUACCUGCGGGCACAGAACUGCACAGUGACCGUGGGUGCGACCAGCCCCGCCGGCCACCUGGCCCGGAGCCUGCACGUGCUGGUCUUCGUCCUGGAGGUGCUGCGCGUCGAGCCCACCGCCUGCAUCCCCACGCAGCCUGACGCGCGGCUCACGGCCUACGUCACCGGGAACCCGGCCCACUACCUCUUCGAUUGGACCUUUGGGGAUGGCUCCUCCAACACGACCGUGCGGGGGUGCCCGACGGUGACGCACAACUUCACGCGGAGUGGCACGUUCCCCCUGGCGCUGGUGCUGUCCAGCCGCGUGAACAGGGCGCAUUACUUCACCAGCAUCUGCGUGGAGCCAGAGGUGGGCAACGUCACCCUGCAGCCAGAGAGGCAGUUUGUGCAGCUUGGGGACGAGGCCCGGCUGGUGGCAUGUGCCUGGCCCCCGUUCCCCUACCGCUAUACCUGGGACUUUGGCACUGAGGAAGCCGCCCCCGCCCGUGCCGGGGGCCCUGAGGUGACGUUCAUCUACCGAGACCCAGGCUCCUAUCUUGUGACAGUCACCGCGUCCAACAACAUCUCCGCUGCCAAUGACUCAGCCCUGGUGGAGGUGCAGGAGCCCGUGCUGGUCACCAGCAUCAAGGUCAGUGGCUCCCUUGGGCUGGAGCUGCAGCAGCCCUACCUGUUCUCUGCUGUGGGCCGUGGGCGCCCCCCAGCUAGCUACCUGUGGGAUCUGGGGGAUGGUGGGCGGCUCGAGGGUCCGGAGGUCACCCACGCUUACAACAGCACAGGUGACUUCACCGUUAGGGUGGCCGGCUGGAAUGAGGUGAGCCGCAGCGAGGCCUGGCUCAAUGUGACGGUGAGGCGGCGCGUGUGGGGGCUCGUCGUCAAUGCCAGCCGCACAGUGGUGCCCCUGAAUGGGAGCGUGAGCUUCAGCACCUCGCUGGAGGCCGGCAGUGAUGUGCGCUAUUCCUGGGUGCUCUGUGACCGCUGCACGCCCAUCCCUGGGGUUCCUACCAUCUCUUACACCUUCCGCUCCGUUGGCACCUUCAAUAUCAUCGUCACGGCUGAGAACGAGGUGGGCUCCACCCAGGACAGCAUCUUCGUCUAUGUCCUGCAGCUCAUAGAGGGGCUGCAGGUGGUGGGCGGUGGCCGCUACUUCCCCACCAACCACACGGUACAGCUGCAGGCCGUGGUCAGGGACGGCACCAACAUAUCCUACAGCUGGACUGCCUGGAGGGACAGGGGCCCGGCCCUGGCCGGCAGCGGCAAAGGCUUCUCGCUCACCGCGCUUGAGGCCAGCACCUACCAUGUGCAGCUGCGGGCCACCAACAUGCUGGGCAGUGCCUGGGACAACUGCACCGUGGACUUCGUGGAGCCUGUGGGGUGGCUGAUGGUGGCCGCCUCCCCGAACCCAGCUGCCGUCAACACAAGCGUCACCCUCAGUGCCGAGCUGGCUGGUGGCAGUGGUGUCGUAUACACUUGGUCCUUGGAGGAGGGGCUGAGCUGGGAGACCCCCGAGUCAUUUACCACCCACAGCUUCCCCACACCCGGCCUGCACUUGGUCACCAUGACGGCAGGGAACCCGCUGGGCUCAGCCAACGCCACUGUGUAAGUGGAUGUGCAGGUGCCUGUGAGUGGCCUCAGCAUCAGGGCCAGCGAGCCGGGAGGCAGCUUCGUGGCGGCCGGGUCCUCUGUGCCCUUUUGGGGGCAGCUGGCCACGGGCACCAAUGUGAGCUGGUGCUGGGCUGUGCCCGGCAGAAGCAGCAAGCGUGGCUCUCAUGUCACCAUGGUCUUCCCGGAUGCUGGCACCUUUUCCAUCCGGCUCAAUGCCUCCAACGCAGUCAGCUGGGUCUCAGCCACGUACAACCUCACGGUGGAGGAGCCCAUCGUGGGCCUGGUGCUGUGGGCCAGCAGCAAGGUGGUGGCGCCCGGGCAGCUUGUCCAUUUUCAGAUCCUGCUGGCUGCCGGCUCAGCUGUCACCUUCCGCCUGCAGGUCGGCGGGGCCAGCCCCGAGGUGCUCCCAGGCCCCGUUUUCUCCCACAGCUUCCCCCGCGUCGGAGACCACGUGGUGAGCGUGCAGGGCAAAAACCACGUGAGCUGGGCCCAGGCGCAGGUGCGCAUCGUGGUGCUGGAGGCCGUGAGCGGGCUGCAGGUGCCCAACUGCUGCGAGCCUGGCAUCGCCACGGGCACUGAGAGGAACUUCACAGCCCGCGUGCAGCGCGGCUCUUGGGUCGCCGACGCCUGGUACUUCUCACUGCAGAAGGUCCAGGGCGACUCGCUGGUCAUCCUGUCAGGCCGCGACGUCACCUACACGCCCGUGGCCGCGAGGCUGUUGGAGAUCCAGGUGCGCGCCUUCAACGCCCUGGGCAGUGAGAACCGCACGCUGGUGCUGGAGGUUCAGGAUGCUGUCCAGUAUGUGGCCCUGCGGAGUGGCCCCUGCUUCACCAACAGCUCGGCGCAGUUUGAGGCCGCCACCAGCCCCAGCCCCCGGCGCGUGGCCUACCACUGGGACUUUGGGGAUGGGUCCCCAGGGCAGGACACAGAUGAGCCCAGGGCUGAGCACUCCUACCUGAGGCCUGGGGACUACCGCGUGCAGGUGAACGCCUCCAACCUGGUGAGCUUCUUCGUGGCGCAGGCCACGGUGACCGUCCAGGUGCUGGCCUGCCGGGAGCCGGAGGUGGACGUGGUCCUGCCCCUGCAGGUGCUGAUGCGGCGAUCACAGCGCAACUACCUGGAUGCCCACGUUGAGCUGCGCGACUGCGUCACCUACCAGACUGAGUACCGCUGGGAGGUAUACCGCACCGCCAGCUGCCAGCGGCCGGGGCGCCCGGCGCGUGUGGCCCUGCCCGGCGUGGAUGUGAGCCGGCCUCACCUGGUGCUGCCGCGGUUGGCGCUGCCUGUGGGGCACUACUGCUUUGUGUUUGUCGUGUCAUUUGGGGACACGCCACUGGCACGGAGCAUCCAGGCCAAUGUGACGGUGGCCCCCGAGCGCCUGGUGCCCAUCACUGAGGGUGGCUCAUACCGCGUGUGGUCAGACACACAGGACCUGGUGCUGGAUGAGAGCGAGUCCUACGACCCCAACCUGGAGGACGGCGACCGGACGCCGCUCAGUUUCCACUGGGCCUGUGUGGCUUCGACACAGAGGGAGGCUGGUGGGUGUGCGCUGAACUUUGGGCCCCGCGGGAGCAGCACGGUCACCAUUCCACGGGAGCGGCUGCGGCUGGCGGCUGGCGUGGAGUACACCUUCAGCCUCACCGUGUGGAAGGCCGGCCGCAAGGAGGAGGCCACCAACCAGACGGUGCUGAUCCGGAGUGGCCGGGUGCCCAGUGUGUCCUUGGAGUGUGUGUCCUGCAAGGCGCAGGCCGUGUACGAAGUGAGCCGCAGCUCCUACGUGUACCUGGAGGACCGCUGCCUCAAUUGCAGCAGCGGCUCCAAGCAAGGGCGGUGGGCUGCACGUACGUUCAGCAACAAGACGCUGGUGCUGGAUGAGACCACCACAUCCACGGGCAGCGCAGGCAUGCGACUGGUGCUGCGGCGGGGCGUGCUGCGGGACGGCGAGGGAUACACCUUCACGCUCACGGUGCUGGGCCGCUCUGGCGAGGAGGAGGGCUGCGCCUCCAUCCGCCUGUCCCCCAACCGCCCGCCGCUGGGGGGCUCUUGCCGCCUCUUCCCACUGGGCGCUGUGCACGCCCUCACCACCAAGGUGCACUUCGAAUGCAUGGGCUGGCAUGACGCGGAGGAUGCUGGUGCCCCGCUGGUGUACGCCCUGCUGCUGCGGCGCUGUCGCCAGGGCCACUGCGAGGAGUUCUGUGUCUACAAGGGCAGCCUCUCCAGCUACGAAGCAGUGCUGCCCCCGGGUUUCAGGCCACACUUCGAGGUGGGCCUGGCCGUGGUGGUGCAGGACCAACUGGGAGCCGCUGUGGUCGCCCUCAACAGGUCUCUGGCCAUCACCCUCCCAGAGCCCAACGGCAGCGCAACGGGGCUCACAGUCUGGCUGCACGGGCUCACCACUAGUGUGCUCCUGGGGCUGCUGCGGCAGGCCAAUCCCCAGCAUGUCAUUGAGUACUCGCUGGCCCUGGUCACCGUGCUGAACGAGUACGAGCAGGCCCUGGAAGUGGCGGCAGAGCCCAAGCACGAGCGGCAGCGCCGAGCCCAGAUACGCAAGAACAUCACAGAGACUCUGGUGUCCCUGCGGGUCCACACUGUGGAUGACAUCCAGCAGAUCGCUGCUGCGCUGGCCCAGUGCAUGGGGCCCAGCAGGGAGCUCGUAUGCCGCUCGUGCCUGAAGCAGAUGCUGCACACUGAGGCCAUGAUGCGCAUCCUGCAGGCAGAGACCACCGUGGGCACCAUGACGCCCACCGCCAUCGGAGACAGCAUCCUCAACAUCACAGGAGACCUCAUCCACCUGGCCAGCUCAGAUGUGCGGGCACCACAGCCCUCAGAGCUGGGAGCCGAGCUGGGAGCCGAGUCACCAUCGCGGAUGGUGGCGUCCCAGGCCUACAACCUGACCUCUGCCCUCAUGCGCAUCCUCAUGCGCUCCCGCGUGCUCAACGAGGAGCCCCUGACGCUGACGGGCGAGGAGAUCGUGGCCCAGGGCAAGCGCUCGGACCCGCAGAGCCUGCUGUGCUAUGGCUGCACCCCAGGGCCUGGCUGCCACUUCUCCAUCCCCGAGGCUUUCAGCGGGGCCCUGGCCAACUUCAGUGACGUGGUGCAGCUCAUCUUUCUGGUGGACUCCAAUCCCUUUCCCUUUGGCUAUAUCAGCAACUACACCGUCUCCACCAAGGUGGCCUCGAUGGCGUUCCAGACACAAGCCGGCGCCCAGAUCCCCAUCGAGCGGCUGGCCUCAGAGUGCGCCAUCACCGUGAAGGUGCCCAACAACUCGGACUGGGUUGCCCGGGGCCACCACAGCUCUGCCAACUCCGUUGUGGUCCAGCCCCAGGCCUCCGUCGGUGCUGUGGUCACCCUGGAUAGCAGCAACCCUGCGGCCGUGCUGCAUCUGCAGCUCAACUAUACGCUGCUGGACGACCGCUACCUGUCUGAGGAACCCGAGCCCUACCUGGCAGUCUAUCUGCACUCGGAGCCCCGGCCCAAUGAGCACAACUGCUCGGCUAGCAGGAGGAUCCGCCCAGAGUCACUCCAGGGUGCCAACCACCGGCCCUACACCUUCUUCAUUUCCCCGGGGACCAGAGACCCAGCGGGGAGUUACCAUCUGAACCUCUCCAGCCACUUCCGCUGGUCGGCGCUGGAGGUGUCCGUGGGCCUGUACACGUCCCUGUGCCAGUACUUCAGCGAGGAGGACGUGGUGUGGCGGACAGAGGCGCUGCUGCCCCUGGAGGAGACCUCGCCCUGCCAGGCCGUCUGCCUCACCCGCCACCUCGCCGCCUUCAGCGCCAGCCUCUUCGUGCCCCCAAGCCAUGUCCGCUUUGUCUUUCCUGAGCCGACAGCGGAUGUAAACUACAUCGUCAUGCUGACAUGUGCUGUGUGCCUGGUGACCUACAUGGUCAUGGCCGCCAUCGUGCACAAGCUGGACCAGUUGGAUGCCAGCCGGGGCCGCGCCAUCCCCUUCUGUGGGCAGCGGGGCCGCUUCAAGUACGAGAUCCUCGUCAAGACAGGCUGGGGCCGUGGCUCAGGUACCACGGCCCACGUGGGCAUCAUGCUGUAUGGGGUGGACAGCCAGAGCGGCCACCGGCACCUGGACGGCGACAGAGCCUUCCACCGCAACAGCCUGGACAUCUUCUGGAUCGCCACUCCGCACAGCCUGGGUAGCGUGUGGAAGAUCCGAGUGUGGCACGACAACAAAGGGCUCAGCCCUGCCUGGUUCCUGCAGCACAUCAUCGUCAGGAACCUGCAGACGGCACGCAGCGCCUUCUUCCUUGUCAAUGACUGGCUUUCGGUGGAGACGGAGGCCAACGGGGGCCCGGUGGAGAAGGAGGUGCUGGCCGUGAGCGACGCAGCCCUGUUGCGCUUCCGGCGCCUGCUGGUGGCUAAGCUGCAGCGCGGCUUCUUUGACAAGCACAUCUGGCUCUCCAUAUGGGACCGGCCGCCUCGUAGCCGUUUCACUCACAUGCAGAGGGCCACCUGCUGCGUUCUCCUCAUCUGCCUCUUCCUGGGCGCCAACGCCGUGUGGUACGGGGCUGUUGGCGACUCUGCCUACAGCACGGGGCGUGUGUCCAGGCUGAGCCCGCUGAGCAUCAACACAGUCGCUGUUGGCCUGGUGUCCAGCGUGGUUGUCUAUCCCGUCUACCUGGCCAUCCUCUUUCUCUUCCGGAUGUCCCGGAGCAAGGUAGGCUGGGGCUGGGGACCCGGGAGUACUGGGAAUGGAGCCUGGGCCUCGGCACCAUGCCCAGGGCCGCCACUUUCCAGUGCUGCAGCCAGAGGGAAAGGCGUCCACCAAAGGCUGCUCGGGAAGGGUCAACACACUUGAGCAGCUUAGCUAGACUGACCAGGGAGAAAGAGAGAAGACUCAGAAGCCAGAAUCGUGAAAGAACGAGGGCACUUCGCUAAGCAGACGCCACGGACAACUGCACAGCAGCACGCCAGAUAACUCAGAAGAAGCAAGCACGCGGCUGUGCACGCUUCCAAAAUGCACUCCAGAAGAAAAUCUCAGUAAAUCUAUAGCAAGUGAAGAGGCCGAGUUAGUCCCUUAGAAACCUCCCAGUGGCCGGGCCGGGUGUGGUGGCUCACGCCUGUAAUCCCAACACUUCAGGAGGCCGAGGUGGGCAGAUCUGAGUCCAGGAGUUUGAGACCAGCCUGGGCAACAUAGCAAGACCCCAUCUAUAUAAAACAUUAAAAAGGGCCAGGCACAGUGGCUCACGCCUGUAAUCCCAGCACUUUGGGAGGCCGAAGCGGGCAGAUCACUUGAGGUCAGGAGUUCGAGACCAGCCUGGCCAGCACAGUGAAACCCUGUCUCUACUAAAAAUACAAAAAAUUAGCUGGGCAUCGUGGCAGGCACCUGUAAUCCCAGCUACUCAGGAGGCUGAGCCAGGACAAUCGCCUGAACGCAGGAGGUGGAGGUUGAAGUGAGCCGAGCUCGUGCUAUCACACUACAGCCUGGGCAAUAAGAGUGAAACUCCGUCUCAAAAAAAAAAAAAAAAAAACGAAAAUAAAACGGCAUUUAGAGUUGAAAGCUUCACCUUCCUCUCUGGAUGGUGAGUCCUCACUCUCCCAGCAGCCCACGCCUCUGCCUCAAACCUCCAUGGCUCCCAUGAGUCUGGAUAAAGCUAAGGAGUCUCACUGCACCUCAAGUCCUGGGGGUAGUCAGCCCCUCUCACCCCUCCCUCAUCCUCUCACACAAGAGUCAUUUACUGUCCCUCCAGUUAUGCCCGGUCAUGCAGACACUCUGCUGCUCGAAUGCCCUCACCCUAUCCUCAGCCUGCUCCCAGGCCACCUCCCUCCAGAAUCCACCUUGCCUGCCAGGUGGCCAUAGGGACCCUCGCCAUACUGUCUGCUUGUGGCAGUGCCUUCCAGCCUGGGGGGUCUUCCAGAGCAGAUAUCUGGCCAAGCGCAGUGGCUCAUGCCUAUAAUCUCAGCACUUUCAGAGGCCAAGGCAGGUGGAUCACCUGAGGUCAGGAGUUCGAGACCAGCCUUGCUAACAUGGUGAAACCCCGUCUCUACUAAAAAUACAAAAAUUAGCCAGGUGUGGUGGUGGUGCAUGCCUGUAGUCCCAGCUACUCAGGAGGCUGAGGCAGGAGAAUCUCUUGGACCCGGGAGGUGGAGGUUGCAGUGAGCCGAAAUGGUGCCACUGCACUCCAGCCUGGGCAACAGUGAGACUCUGUCUUAAAAAAAAAAAAAAAAAGAAAAAGAGCGGAGCUCUGAUAUAAGCUGCCCUGGCACACAGUGAGCUUCCAGAAAUGGUCCCUUGACCUCUAAAUCCACCAAGACCCAGGGAACAUGCCCUCUCUGAGCACUCUGAGAAUGAUUUGCAUUUCUCUAAUGACCAGUGAUGAUGAGCUUUUCUUCACAUGUUUGUUGGCCACAUAAAUGUCUUCUUUUGAGAAGUGUCUGUUCAUAUCCUCCGGCCACUUUUGGAUGGGGUUGUUUUUUUCUUGUAAAUAUGUUUAAGUUCCUUGUGGAUUCUGGAUAUUAGCCCGAUGGAUAGAUUGCAGAACUUUUCUCCCAUUCUGUAAGUUGCCUGUUCACUCUGAUGAUAGUUUGUUUUGCUGUGCAGAAGCUCUUUAGUUUAAUUAGAUCCCAUUUGUCAAUUUUGGCUUUUGUUGCCAUUGCUUUUGGUGUUUCAGUCAUGAAGCCUUUGCCCGUGCCUAUGUCCUGAAUGGUAUUGCCUAGGUUUUCUUCUUGGGUUUUUAUGGUUUUAGGUCUAACAUUUAAGACUUUAAUCAAUCUUGAGUUAAUUUUUGUAUCAGGUGUAAGGAAGGGGCCCAGUUUCAGUUUUCUGCAUAUGGCUAGCCAGUUUUCCCAACACCAUUUUAAAUAGGGAAUCCUUUCCCAUUCUUGUUUUUUAUUACAACUUUUUACCUAAACAUUCAAUAGUUUUCACUAACUUUUUGGCAUUGAGGCAGCUGAGUCUAAGUAGGUUAAAUCACUUAUCUGAGGUCACACGGCAGGACAGUGCUUGUUCUGCAAAGUUAAGUGUGUUUCUUUUUGUGGACCAUGAGAACAUCUCCAACUGCCCUUUUUGACUUGGCCACCAGGGAACUCACCGCCAUGUUCUCAAAUCCAGUUUAGUAACUGGUCUUCUGGCCUGUAUAUCUUUAUUCUACCUUCCAUCCUGCUCUGUUCUGCUUUUACCUCUUAUUCUAGAUUAUCUUUCUUUAGUCCUAAUUUUAAAUUUAUAUGUCUAGUCUUGUUAUAUAUAUUUUUUGGCAUCUACUGUAAGUGGGUAGUGAACGAAUAAACAAAAUGUGAUGAAUUUUAGAGGACUAAGAAGGGCCUAAGUCACACCAAGAUUCAUGCUGGAUAAUUUGUCAUCGACCCAGACUGUGGUUCUGCACUCGCCAGUAACCAGUUUUUUUUGUUUUUGUUUUUGUUUUUGCUUUUUGCCAACCAUACAUUUUGCUUUCAUGGUAUCGAAGUGGUUUAAGCUUAUGGCUUCCAGCCUGCAGUGGCCAUGAGGGGUCAGUCUCUCGUCAGGAGGGGUUGGCAGACUCUGUUCUCAGAUAGGCAGCAGGGAUGGAGGUGGGGCAGGAGCAAUUUCACUACCUGCCUGGCGUCUGGGUCUUGCUUAGAGAAAUAAUUCCAGGCUCUGCUGCUUUCGACUCUGUCUCUCAUGGUUCCACUGAUUCCUGCAGAGAUCUAGAGAGAAAAUUUCCAGCUAGGAGUUUCUGGCUCGUUUGAUUUUGAACAUGUUUUGAGUAUUCCACCCCUUACCCCCCCCCCGCCCCCACUCACUACUCUAUAAUCUUUUUUUUUUUUUUAAGAAAACAGUUUGAAAGCAAAAAUAAAUAAAUAAUUCAAAACAGGGGCCAUUUUUAUUUACUUUGGUUGUUUCAGGAUAGGGAAGGGAGCUUACACUUUUUUUGAACUCUUAUUCUAUGCCAGCCGAUGUGCUACAUUCUUAGCUUAAAAGCCUGCUUCUCUUUGAUUUCAGAAUAACUUGGAAAUAAAUUAUCAGACCCUGCAUGCUCUGAUCCUGGCUGUCUGCUCUAACUAAAUCUCCCCUUCUUUGCUUCCUCCAGAGAGUUGUUCUCCCUUCACCUCCCAGCACAAGCUUUGCACGUGUUGCCGUCUGUCCUACAAAGGUCCGUCCCUUCCCAGUCUCCGUGUGACUCCCUCCUUCACACCCAUGGUUCUCCACUGAAAUGUCCUUUGAGCGCUUCUCAGAUGCCUCAAUCUAAAGUAGAUGAUUCCGGGCUGGGUGCAGUGGCUCACGCCUGUAAUCCCAGCACUUUGGGAGGCUGAGGCAGGCAGAUCACCUGACAUCAGGAGUUCAAGACCAGCCUGGCCAACAUAGUAAAACCCCGUGUCUACUAAAAAUACAAAAAUAAGCCCGGCAUGGUGGCGGGUGCCUGUAAUCCCAGCUACUUGGGAGGCUGAGGCAGGA